AUGGCAAGUAAUGAGGAUAUUUUCGUGUGUCCUAUUUGUUUGGACUUUCUGAAGGAUCCGGUGACUCUUAGCUGUGGACACAAUUACUGUUUGGGCUGUAUUGAGAACUGCUGGAAUGAGGAAGAUGUGAAGGGUGUUUACAGCUGUCCCCAGUGCAGACAGACUUUCACUCCAAGACCUGUUUUAAAGAAGAAUAUUAUUAUUGCUGAGCUUGUGGAUCAAAUGAAAAAGAGCAGAAUACAAACUGCAGCUGCUGUUGAAUGUGCUGCUGGACCUGGAGAUGUGGCCUGCGAUGUUUGCACUGGAAGAAAACUCAAAGCUGUCAAGUCAUGUCUGGAGUGUUUGGUAUCGUACUGUGACACUCAUUUGAAAGCUCACAAUGAACUAAAUCCAGGUAGAAAUCACACCAUGACUGAUGCCACAGGCCAGCUACAGGAGAGGAUCUGCCCCCAUCAUAAGAAGCCUUUGGAAAUAUUCUGUCGCACCGACCAGAGUUGUAUUUGUCUUCUGUGUACGAUGGACGAUCAUAAAGGCCACGACACAAUCACGGUGAGGAAAGAAUGGAUUCAGAACAAGGUAAGAUGAGGAAAUAGCCUAAUUUUACCUACUCUGUAAAAAAUAUGUUUAUUCGUUUUGCAUUGUUCAUGCACAGAGGGUUAACCUGUAAACUAUAUAUAAAGUUAAGAAAUGAUUUGCCUUUGCCCAACUUAGAUAUAACAUUCAACAUUGACAGACCAACCUCCCUCCCCCUACCUGUCAUACAGGUUCUGCCAGUCUGUCUCGUGUUUAGACUUAUGUCUGAUGUCAUCAGCUUGUGAGCAAUUUUUAUAGUUCAUGCAUAAUUUAU
Molecule: messenger RNA, 847 nt
Organism: Engraulis encrasicolus (European anchovy)
Lineage: Eukaryota; Metazoa; Chordata; Actinopteri; Clupeiformes; Engraulidae
Product: E3 ubiquitin-protein ligase TRIM47-like
Exons: 1
Coding region: 1-585 (194 amino acids)
Molecular function (GO): zinc ion binding
Source: RefSeq, a predicted model, not a curated record